Molecule: messenger RNA, 1119 nt
Organism: Penaeus monodon (black tiger shrimp)
Lineage: Eukaryota; Metazoa; Arthropoda; Malacostraca; Decapoda; Penaeidae
Product: mucin-2-like
Exons: 3
Coding region: 1-1119 (372 amino acids)
Source: RefSeq, a predicted model, not a curated record
AUGUCACAGCCAGGGUCACGACCACCGACCCCGGAGGAUGCAGGCCCCCAGGACGAACUACCCCCAGGGCCAGACCCACGGUUGGCACCAGCUCGGAGUGCUAUGGCCUUGGGAGGGGCACUGUCUGAUUCUGGGACUGCUGGCCUAGAAAUGCAGCAAAGCACAGGUGGGGACCAGCUGGCCCGCAUGCAGGCACAGAUGCAGAUGCAGAUGCAGGCACAGAUUCAGGUGUUGGCUACUCUCCUGAAAGGUCAACAGCCCACGCCUUCCACUGUCGCCGAUGAGAAUUUGCCAGCCGCUGAUGCUGUGCUACCACCUUCUUUGUCGACCAUCCAGACCUGCCGUGAGGAAGCUACUGGACAGCAGCCACGUCUGCCUCCAUCAGUGCCUGUGGGCCCACAGUCUACUGCAUUUGUGGCCUCGUACCUGACCUCUGCAGUAGACAACCAGCCCGUCAGAGAUGGGAGAGACGUUACCGGACCUCAGCAGAUGGUAACUCCUACACCAGCUGUCGUGUCAGCACCAUCACCGCCCACCUUGUCAGGGACUGAAGCUGCGACCCAGCCCCGGCCUCCAGUGCUGCCUCAGCCAACACAGUAUGGGCCACCUCCGCAAUAUACAGCGCCUGUACUACAGCCCCUGUCUAUCAGCACUCCAACACAUCCUGCAGCAGCUGAUGGCACCCCGGUCUCCUCAUCCCAGUCAUGGCCAGUUCAACCCUGUGAUCGUGCUUGCUCUUGUUCCACACUGACCAGCGGACGUGAUGAGGUCCCUGUCUUUUGUGGGGAGACGCCAGUCUCCCAGGGCAUCCAGUGGAGUCCUGGAUUUCCAGCAUCGAGCUCGCAACCCGGCCUGCCACCUCCGAGGCUUACAUCCGCAUGGCGCGUAGCAAGCAUCCAGGACUGGGUGAGUUUCAAGGCUCGGCUAUGGGACCAGUUUCGGGGUAUAGCAACGGCUCAACACUUUUAUGAUAUGCUGGCCCAAGCAAGGAUGGCAGUAGGCCAGGGGCCUCUGGACUUCUUCCGUGCCGUGGAGCUGGCAGUACAACAGGGCCUGCGAGACUAUCCUCAGGACAUCGGGAAUACUGAGGGUCUAAUGCAGCGCAUUAGGGUUACCUGA